AUGGCGGAAAACAUGGCAAAGCCUGUCUGCGGAAGCGACGGCGAGACCGCACAGUACGACCUUGCUCUCCACACAGUGGGACUUUUUCUUGUCUUGGGCGCCUCAUUGUUUGGGGCUGGCUUUCCCGUGGCGGCGAAGAAGAUCAGUUGGCUCAAAGUACCAUCGAAGAUAUUCUUCGCUUGUAAGCACUUCGGUACUGGUGUGCUCAUAGCAACGGCCUUCGUUCAUCUUCUCCCAACUGCUUUCUUCAGUCUUUCGGAUCCAUGCCUUCCGGAUCUCUUCACCGAGCAGUACCCACCCUUGCCCGGUGUCAUCAUGAUGGGUUCUCUCUUCGCCCUAUUCUUCAUCGAGUUGUGGAUGAACAACAAGAUGGGCGGCCACUCGCACGGUGGUGCGAGGGGCUUCGAGGACGGGCACAAUCACGGACCGGCGAUGGGGACCAUGGCCAUGGCUGCCCCUCCUCAACGCCCAGUUCGGAACCCCGGCGCGACUUGCUACGAGACGGACGGUGAAGGGAGCUACGACGAGAAGACGGCGCAGGAGAUUUACGAGGAGAACGCCCGGUUCCACCAGGAGAACCCCUUCACCGGAAGCGCGGAGUUGGAUCUGCCACCGAGCGAGAUGCCCCCGUGGUUCAUCGUCUUCUACGAGAAUUACGUCCGACAACGACUUCAGAUGCUGAACAUGAUCAGAGCGAACGCGGCAGGACCUCCGAUGCCGAUCGACUCCAAGCAGCAGCAGCAGCAUGAAGUCGUGGUCGGUGAAACAGCCAUGUAUGACGAGGAAGGCCAGCCCGUGGACCCCCUGGUGUACAAGAAGAUGUCGAUGAACAUCACGCUCCUCGAGGGCGGUAUCCUCUUCCACUCCGUCUUCGUCGGCAUGACCGUCUCCAUCACCAUCGACGGCUUCGUCGUCCUCCUGGUCGCCAUCCUGUUCCACCAGAUGUUCGAAGGCCUGGGUCUGGGCUCCCGUAUCGCGGCUGUGCCGUACCCCAAGGGAAGCCUCCGGCCCUGGCUCCUGGUCUUUGCCUUCGGGACCACCGCCCCGAUCGGCCAGGCCAUUGGACUGAUCACGCGCAACACCUACGAUCCCAACAGUGCGUUUGGUCUCAUCAUCGUCGGCGUGUUCAAUGCCUUUUCCUCGGGUCUUCUCAUCUACGCCGCACUCGUCGACCUGCUGGCCGAAGAUUUCCUGUCCGAGGAGUCCAACCGCGCGUUGAGCAUGAAGGAGAAGAAGAUCGCACUGGUCUAUGUGCUCCUUGGAGCUAUGGGCAUGGCUAUCGUCGGUGCAUUCGCCUAG
Molecule: messenger RNA, 1299 nt
Organism: Anthostomella pinea
Lineage: Eukaryota; Fungi; Ascomycota; Sordariomycetes; Xylariales; Xylariaceae
Source: the annotation of a GenBank genome assembly